Molecule: messenger RNA, 1531 nt
Organism: Microtus oregoni (creeping vole)
Lineage: Eukaryota; Metazoa; Chordata; Mammalia; Rodentia; Cricetidae
Gene: Rnd1
Product: Rho family GTPase 1
Exons: 5
Coding region: 95-793 (232 amino acids)
Biological process (GO): small GTPase-mediated signal transduction
Molecular function (GO): GTPase activity; GTP binding
Source: RefSeq, a predicted model, not a curated record
ACGCAGAGAACCGGCCUCCUGUCUCCGCGUGGAAACUUCAGGAGCGACCUCCUCCUCGCUGAACCCGAGUCCCAGUCCCUUGGAGGCUGCAGCCAUGAAGGAGAGACGGGCGCCGCAGCCGGUGGUGGUCAGAUGUAAGCUCGUGCUGGUGGGGGACGUGCAGUGUGGGAAGACGGCGAUGUUACAGGUGCUAGCGAAGGACUGCUAUCCCGAGACCUAUGUGCCUACCGUGUUUGAGAAUUACACAGCCUGUUUGGAGACCGAUGAACAGCGAGUGGAGCUCAGCCUCUGGGAUACUUCAGGGUCUCCUUACUAUGACAACGUCCGUCCACUCUGCUACAGCGACUCGGAUGCGGUGUUACUGUGCUUUGACAUCAGCCGCCCAGAGACUAUGGACAGUGCACUCAAAAAGUGGAGAACAGAAAUCCUAGACUAUUGUCCCAGCACCCGGGUUUUGCUUAUUGGCUGCAAGACAGAUCUGCGAACAGACCUGAGCACUCUGAUGGAGCUUUCCCACCAGAAGCAGGCGCCCAUCUCCUACGAGCAGGGCUGUGCCAUAGCCAAGCAGUUGGGCGCAGAAAUCUACCUGGAGGGCUCAGCUUUUACCUCAGAGAAGAGUAUCCACAGCAUCUUCCGGAUGGCAUCCAUGGUGUGUUUGAACAAGCCUAACUCAGUGCCCCCGAAGAGCCCUGUCCGCAGCCUCUCCAAGCGACUUCUCCACCUCCCCAGUCGCUCUGAACUCAUCUCUUCCACCUUCAAGAAGGAAAAGGCCAAAAGCUGUUCCAUCAUGUGAAGUUGGAGCCAGAGGCGGGGGAGACAGCCCCCCACUUCCUCCCUUGGGGUGCAGAGGCACGGGGAGAGGGAGGAUGAGACAGUUUAAGACCCUGGAUGUGACUUUUUCAGAUGGCCACAGUGAGGGCUCAGGAGACAGGAAUGGAAUUGAAGAAGCCAGGCCUGCCAGGAGGGCCUGACAUUAAGCGAGAACCAUCACACCCCAAGCCAGGCAGUAGGCUGUGGAGGGAGCAGUUGCCCCAGUGUCUCCUACUCCAGAGGAAGGAAGGGUAUUGGGGGACUGGGGACAUGCUGGCCUCACCUUCAGCACCAUGCUCUUCCACACAGCAUUCCCAUGCAGGCGGGGGAUGGGAAGGGCCCUUGAGCUCUCCCUGUCCCCUCUGAGAAGUGGCAAUGGACUGGACAAUGGGAAAGCUUAGCCCAGAUGCUUCAUAACUGAAACCAGGAGGGCAAGGGCUGACCAGAGCUGGGAAGGAAACCUCAUCUUUGCAUAGCCCAUGCGUCACAGAGAGGUGACAUCAUACAUUCACACGCUUCUCACUGAAGUCCCCAGGGCCCAGGGGAGAAGCCCCAGACCCCCUUCUCUUGCAGAAUGUGGGGGUGGUGGUGCUGCAGGGGCAGGACUGAUGGUGGUCACCAGACUUUCCUGCCCUCAGGGCGGUACAGUUGGCGUUUGUUUUCUAGACUCUUGUCUUUGGAAUUUGGGGGGGGGGGGUUGUUUCAAUCUGUUGUCUGUUCU